Messenger RNA from Leptidea sinapis, 4780 nucleotides. RefSeq lists its product as uncharacterized. The transcript is spliced from 7 exons. NCBI's taxonomy places the organism in Eukaryota, Metazoa, Arthropoda, Insecta, Lepidoptera, Pieridae. The record is from RefSeq and is a predicted model, not a curated record. Bases 188 to 1693 code for a protein of 501 amino acids.
CUCAAAAGACGAUCGUAUUGUGUUGGCUAAAAGUUUUCCUAUUUCGUAUUGAAAUAAUAUCAAGCAUUAUAAUUAAAUUGUUUCCUUGUGUCGUUGAAUUGUUACUUUAAAAACAUCUGAAUUCCAUUACUGUUGCAGUAGGGUCGUUACGAAACAGCCAAUUGUGAAAUCUAAGGCUUACAAAAAUAUGAAUCGAUUGUACUUUAUAUUUAUAUUUCUAGUUUACAUUGAUAAUGCUGUUCUAGCCUUAAAGUUGUUGGUCACAAAUGAUGGACCUGCAGUAAGGGGUUCAAAUAUUACAUUUACUGCUUCUGUACUAGGCUAUGGUGGGGAAUAUCUAAAAUUUGUCUAUUUGGAUGAUGUCCAACCUCAACAUAAUGCUGAGUUUAUUGUCAAUUCAAAUGUGUCAAGAUGGACUGUGGAAUAUCCCCGUGACUUGUAUGAAGCAGGUGAAUAUACUGUGUCUGUGCAUUUAAUGAAGAGUUUUUAUGGGUUUUGGAUACAAGAGACAACAUCAAGCACAACAUUUCAAAUAACAGAUUCAUUAAAUGGUAAUCUUAUACUAAAUCAGAACAAUGUUGAUCGCCCUAACAGUUUUGUAGCAGCCAAUAAAACUGUCAUUCACCGUAUAGAAUUGCCAGACAAUGAGAUAGAAUUUUUGAAGAAAAAUGCAUCAUCAAUUGUCACUUAUUGGUUUAUUGACUGCAUGUAUGUUGAUCAGACAACAGAUUUGUCUUUAAAUUAUACGUACCAGGAUGUGAUGAAUGAUCAUUAUAUUGAUGCUUUGGUUGUUGCGAACAAUGAACCGCUUCCACCAAUUACAACAACCACAACCACAACAACUACUACUACUACUACUACUACUACUACUACUACUACUACUACUACUACUACGACAACGCCUAAACCAAAAAAAAAUAAAGCAUCUGACUCAACAAAUUCUGUUCUACCAUCAACAAAUGAAACUAUAAAUAUUGAAAAUAUGACCCACAAAGUGGCAAAGCGAGAAAUAUUAAGAAAAGUUCUCAGACAACAUGGGGUGAAUGAUUUUAUAUGCCAAAAUACUAGCAGAGUGCCUAUUGGUGAUACAUACACAUAUGGACAUUACCAGGAAACCAUAAGUAUCAGAGAGGCAAUAUCUACAAUCAACAUUACCGGUUUAAACUGGUUACAACAUGGCGACCUCCUAAAUCUCCAAGUAAAGUACACGGGUUCGCCGCCAUUUGACUACUGUGCCAUUUAUAAAUCUGGUCAAUACAAUGUGACCGGCAAUGAGACGUGCACAACAGCCAAAUCAAGAACCAUGUCAAACACUUUCCCACUGGUCCAUUACUUUUCUGACGGCGAACUUCACACAGUUGUUGUUGUUUUAGAAAAUGAUGUGGGAAAGAGUGUAUCGAGAGCUACUAUAAAUAUAUAUAAAGCUUCGGUGCAUGCUCAACUGUCAGUGAUCGUGGUCCCAGUGGCGUUCUGUCUCCUAGCCGUUAUUUUGGUUGUGUUUGGAGUUGCAUAUUAUCAACAUCGAUCAAGAUACACGAUAGAGGUAGCUGACUUCGAUUUCGGUCAACAAUUGAAUUUGGAUUACAAGACGUUCAUGGAGCGACUUAGAGAUAGUUUCAGGAAUGCGUUCAACUUCCGAUACCGAGACGACACGGAUCCACUUACAGCCGACACUAGAUAUGACUCCAUGUAGUAAGUUGUAUUAGGUUAGUCCCUUCGCACAUCAAUACGUGUUGUCCAAAAACGUCAAAAGAUGGCGCUCAAAACUAAACUAAACGAUUGUUACGGUUAAGAUAGUCAUAUAAUUUUCUGGUUUUGCCCAGAAGCUAUAUGCAGUUAUAUUAUAUAGAAAAUAAUAUUCAUUCUUAUUCUAAAGGUUUCUUGUAUAGUGUAUCUACUGUGGUAUAUGUAUAUUUAAAUAAUUUGUAUUGUAUACUUUAUCAUAGCUUGAAUUGCAUAGUUAUUAUAAGUACAAUAAUAGUAUUAAAGAAGUCGAUUACGUGACAGUUUACUGUUGAUUUCUUUGUCAAUCUUAAACGUUGUUACUGUGAAAGUUUUAACCGGAGUACUUCUCGCUAUUUUAAGAACACGGUUCAGAGAAAAGUUAAUUUCGGAUAUUGAUUUUAAAGUAGUGGCAGGCCAUGACAUUGUCCACUAGUUACGUCUUAAAAAUACUUUUGAAGAACAAAUUGCUAUUUAUAAUACACGGAAACAUUAGUUAGUAGUAUGACUUUGUCUCAUGAUCGCUUGGUGUCAGAAAAUUAUAUUAAUAUCAUCGUUAUAUUCUAAAGUUUGUACUGAAUUAAAUAUCUUAAAGUAAACAGUGCAAAAUAGAAUGGAUUAAUCAUCAAAAGUAAACUGCCUCGUACGAUUUUGUAAUUAUUUAUCGAAAUAAAUGCUUUAAAAUAUUAUGUGAGUGCAUAUAUAUGGUAAUAUUAUGAUCAUAUGAUAAAAAUAAAUUGAAUUGAAAUCAUAGAAAUCUAAAAAAAAUGUUUUUAUCAAGUCACAUAGCACGUAAUUGUUAAAAAUAACCUUCUAAUUGGCUGACAAAUGGUGAUCCGAUUUGAGCCAAAAAUGGUUCAAGAGACAUUGUUCUCUGUAUAAUAUAUUAUGAACUUGAAACUAAAACUUGAACUUGAAAAAGAAAAAAUCUAUCUAUGCCAAAUUUAAUACAAAUAGUUGGAUACGUAUCAGAUCCUAUAACUUGUCUAUAAAUUUUGAUUUAUUCAAUAAUUGCUCGUUUAGCACUAUAAGAUUUGUCUAAACAGUCAGAAUACUUUGUAUUUUUUGUUUAUUGUAGUGAAUAAAGCCAGUUACAGUCCACCCUUGUGUGAGUGAGUAGGUUGAAUUAUAGGUCGAUGACCGGAUUUUUUUUGGUUCCAUUACCGCUAGAUUUAUCUUUCUGUUUAAACCGGAUAGCAAAAAGGGAUUUCUUUGUGUUUUUAUACUUGAAUUGUUUAUUCCAUUAAAUUGAUUGUUAUUUUCAUAAUAAUUGUGCAUAUUUGCUUUAUAGCAUUUUCAAUUUAUAACUUGUUUUCUAUCAUAUUGUUUAGGAUAUGUUGAUUAGAAAUCUAUUUCCAUGCGAUAGGUAAUGGGUUUGCUAAUAUGAAAAAAUGCGAUUCAUGAAACUACCGUCGAUACAUAGGCAUAAAAGCUUUUUAAUAGACUGAUAAAUAUAAUUGAACUAAAUUAGUAGUUGAACAUAAUAUAUAUAUAUAAUAGAUAAACGUUGGUAAUGACACAGGAUGUGGUUACAAUACGGCUUAUCAAAUAGUUAAUACUUAGUACAAUAACAUGAACUAACUAAAUACAAUAUAUCUAAUAUACGAGACUAUAUUAUGUGUGUUGGUAUCGUACAGACUUUAUCAGCUUAUGCCUAACACUGCAUCUAAAUGACAAACUUGCGUCGUUUAUAAAUUAACUUGGACUACGAAAAUUGUUGUGCCUUUUUCUACCACGCUUUUGAAACUUAUUUUUAGCAAGAAUAUUAAAAGUUAGUUAAAAGAAGUUAAAAGUAAAGCAAGUGAUACAAAAUCAAAAGCUUGUUUGAAUAUAAGUAUAAAGAUACACAACGUAAUAUAAUUAAAUUGUUUUUGCGAAAGUUACAAGUAAUUUUUUUGGCACCAUGCUAAGCGUUUAUGUAAGCAUAGAUUGCCGAAGUAUAAAAAAUGCAAUUUUAUUAAUUACUUGUAUGUAUAAUAAAACAAAGAUUUUGAGUCAUAUUUACAUACUAUAAUUUAAUACAGUUAGUAUAUAAGCAAAUGCAUCUCUAAAAGUAUGUUAAAGGCUUAGAGUAUUUAACUUAGUGAAGACGUUAUCGAUGGGGAAAUGUUUCUCGGAAACUACAAUGUAGAUUAACUCCACGUAUGCAGAUGGCGAAUAUGGUAUUUUAUAUUGUAGUAACUAGGGGUAAUGCUUUGGAUGUCUGCAGAAGGAAUAGGGUCAAAUAAUUCUUCAAACACUCAUGCUCAUAGAGGUCAGAUGAAUGAUAAUAUACCAACGUAUAUGGCUGACCGUCUAUUCAAAUUCAAAUUCAAAUUCAAAUAUUUUUAUUCAAAAUAGGAUGUGAAAUCACUUAUUGUAAGUCAAAAAACGUUGCCUUGUCAAUCAAAAAUGGUUACAGUAACUUCAGUUACGUACAAUAUACAAGAGAGAGAUGUGUAUGCGAGAGAAAUCUCUCUAUUCUAAGUAUAUGUCGAUAAUAGUUAUUGAUAAUUCCUUUAACUUUACCAGACGCCAUUGUUCCUAACGUAACGAUUAUUUAUUGAGUGUUGUGACAUUAUAAUAGUUAUAUAUAGAUACUCACGCGCAUAGAAAUGAAAUAUUUUUGUAUUAUUUUUCAUUAGCCAUUAAUGAGUUGGUUAACCAAAGCACUGAAUUAAUACGUUUAAUUAAAUUAAUUAUGAUUAAGUAAAAAUUCUACUCUCCCGUAUAAUUAAGAGACUAGUAAUUGUCUGCCUCAUAUGAAUGGCGUCUUUCUUUGGUUAAAUACUUUAAGGUUGAAAGUGAUCAGUCAUAUUUUCUUGUGAUAUAAUAUAGAGUUAUUUAUUUUAUUAUUAUUUUAUUAGAGAUGUAGGUGUAAUUAUAGGUAUUGUUACUGUUUAUUAGAAGCAUAGGACUGCAGCUUAACAUUCAGUGACUUCGAAGAUUGAUUCUAAGUAGACGUUUUAAAUAGGUGAUAACAAUGUAUUGGAUUGGAAAUAUUAAUCAUAGUCAUAGUUUUAUGCUUCUAAAUCGCAGAACCUGAAAUAAAUUAGUUAUUAAAAUGUUACUAAAUAAA